GGGAGAGCAGUGUGAGAACCUGGACCAUCGAACCCAGUCAGAGCCUCAGAAUCAGGAAGGAAAAACCACGUUGGAGUGGUGUCUGCUUACUGACCAAGAGAGUUGCUGACCUUGGCUUCAGCCUUGGAGCUACUGAGGGUACUAGUCACCCAGCUGCUCUGCGAUCGCCUGAAGGAGUGAAGGAAGCCCCUCUGGACACCUGCCUGCAACAGGAGCCCCUCAGCUUCCCAGCAGGAAGGACCCCAAAGGUGCGCACCCUCAGCCCAGGACAGAGACCCUGCAGCCCAGCCUCGUGAGAAACCCAGCUCAGUGCAGCCCCAAUGGCAGUGGCCGCAGCCCUGGCUGGCCUCCAGGCAGAAGCCAAGUGUCCCGUCUGCCUGGACGGCCUGCACGACCCUGUCACCAUCGAAUGCGGGCACAACUUCUGCCGCCGCUGCAUCCAGCGGUCCUGGGCUGAGCUGGAGGACAGGUUCCCUUGUCCCGUGUGCCGCCACUCGUGCCAGGAGCCGCACGUGAGGAGCAACACCCAGCUGGGCAGGAUGAUCGAGGUGGCCAGGCUGCUCCACAGCAGCAGGAGCAGCAGCAGGAGGAGCCAGCAGUGUCCCCCGUGCGAGCGGCACGACCAGGUCCUGAGCCUCUUCUGUGAGGAUGACCUGGAGGUGCUGUGUGCCCUGUGCGCGCAGACCCCUAAGCACCGGAGCCAUGUGCUGAGGCCCCUGGCCGAGGCCGCCGCUGACCACCGCCAGAGGCUGGGCGGUUACGUGGGGCCUCUGAAGAGGCAGGUGGCGGAAGCCCAGAGUCUGCUGGUAGCCCAGGACAGAAAGGUGCUGGAGCUGCGGGAGCACGUGCAGCGUCAGCGGCUGGAGCUGGCCUCGGAUUUCGCGCAGCUCAACCGGGCUGUGGACCGCGAGCAGGAGGCCGCCCUGGCCAGGCUGGUCCAGGAGGAGCACACCAUCCACGAGCAGCUGGGCGCCAACAUCGCGGCCUUCUCAGACCACAUCUGGGAGCUCCGCGGCCUCCUGCAGGAGGUGACAGAGCGGAGCGUGCUGCCAGGGGCCCAGCUGCUGAGAGGCAUCGGGCCCGUCCUGGGCAGGUGCGAGAGCCUCAAGUGCCCUGAGGUCUACUCCUUCCAGCUGCGGCGGGAAGGCUGCAGCCUCCCCGCGCAGCACUCAGCUCUGCAGAAGAUCAUUCAGAAGUUCACCGAGGACGUGAUCCUGGACCCCGAAAGCGCGCAUCCCGACCUGCUGGUGUCAGAGGAUAGAAAGUCUGCGACCUUAGCGAGGAAGAGGCAGGGGGUUCCCAGAGCUGGGAGGUCCGGGGCGGAGCCCGCAGUGCUGGGCCUGGGGGGCUUUGGGCGGGGCCGGCGGUACUGGGAGGUGCGGGUGGGCGGGGCCACGUGGGCCGUGGGCCUCUGCACGGACUCCGCCCCCAGGCCCAGAGCCUGGCUCUUGGAGGACCCGAGAGGCUCCUGGACCGUGGGCCGGCGCGAGGGGGCCUACGAGGCCCGCGGCCCCGCGGGCACUGUCCCUCUGGAGCUGAAGGAGGAUCCCGGCGGCAUUGGCGUCUAUCUGGAUUAUGAACUGGGAGUGAUUUCCUUCUACAGUUUCAAGGACAGGUCCCACAUCUACUCUUUCAGCGAUACCUUUUCCGAGGUGCUGAAGCCCUACUUCUCUAUCGGGUGCUCUUCUCAACCUCUUACCAUCUGCGCAGUAAGAGAUUACGGAGAGACAUCAGAGACUUUGCCUUCCUUCCUUCCUUCCUGAAGUUUAUGGACAGUAGGAAGACUAUGUACCGAUGUCAGUACAUCUGGCACCGACAAUUUUUUUUUUUUAAUUCUCAUUUGACUUAAAGCCAUUAAGAAAUUUUUUUUUCCUAUUUUGUUGAUGGUGUUGGUGAUGGUGUUUCAGUAGCAAUAGAGAUGUUGUGGGAACUCAGAGGAAAGUGGAUAAACUGUGAAGUGUUUCUGGAAUUCUCACAUUGCACCUGUAAAACUCAUUUCACCGCUUCAAUAAAGGUGUUUA
Messenger RNA from Sus scrofa (pig), 2021 nucleotides. Its product is annotated as tripartite motif-containing protein 75-like. NCBI's taxonomy places the organism in Eukaryota, Metazoa, Chordata, Mammalia, Artiodactyla, Suidae. The record is from RefSeq and is a predicted model, not a curated record. Gene Ontology annotation, molecular function: protein binding; zinc ion binding.